Messenger RNA from Haliotis rufescens (red abalone), 3776 nucleotides. Its product is annotated as katanin p60 ATPase-containing subunit A1-like. Gene Ontology annotation, cellular component: microtubule cytoskeleton. Bases 159 to 1643 code for a protein of 494 amino acids. NCBI's taxonomy places the organism in Eukaryota, Metazoa, Mollusca, Gastropoda, Lepetellida, Haliotidae. Gene Ontology annotation, biological process: microtubule severing. The record is from RefSeq and is a predicted model, not a curated record. The transcript is spliced from 11 exons. Gene Ontology annotation, molecular function: ATP hydrolysis activity; microtubule severing ATPase activity; microtubule binding.
AAGAACAUAGCGAAGUCGUUAAGCGUUGUGGGAGAGUUUGGCUAAAUAGUUUAAUAGUUAGUUGCAACUGAGAGAGCAUUUUAAUGUUUAUGUGCCCUCUUCUUCAAUAUAAUUGAAUAUCCACCUACACCGUGAAUAUAUAACAACGAGAAGACAGAAUGAGUGCCAGUUUGUCUGACAUCAGUGAGAACACCAAGAUGGGGCGUGAGAGUGCGUUGCUAGGCAACUAUGAAACCUCCCUGGUGUACUAUCAGGGUGUGAUCCAGCAGAUACAGCGCCUGGUACAGACUAUUAAGGAUUCAGUGCGGAAAGAGAAAUGGCAACAGGUUCGUCAGGAGAUCGCCCAGGAGUACGAACAAGUCAAAGACAUCAGUAGUACAUUGUCAAGUUUUAAGACUGAAAAUUCCAACUUUAAUGCAAAUUAUGGAGAAUUUUCUCCCCAUGAUUAUCCGAGACAUGAAGAACCAACAAGAGAUCCUGAUGUGUGGCCGCCACCAACUCCAGUUGAACACAGACCAACGCCUCAAAUAAGAGGUCGUGAAAAGGCUGCGCCGAGGAGAGCUGAGCCAAGUCGAGGUCGAGCUGCCCCAUCCAGACCGAGUUCAGACCGGCGGAAAGGCCCUUCGUAUGGAGGUGUUGACAAGGGGAAGGAGCCGGUUAGAGACAAGGGAAGAGAGAAGAAAAACAAGCAUGAUGAAGAAUCUGAAAAGAAAUUUGACUCAAGUGGAUAUGAUAAGGAUUUGGUGGAGCAUCUUGAGAGAGAUAUUCUACAGAAAAAUCCAAAUGUCCAUUGGGGCGACAUCGCAGACUUGGUUGAGGCGAAGAAGUUACUUGAAGAAGCAGUUGUUUUGCCUCUGAUUGUGCCUGAUUUCUUCAAGGGGAUUCGGAGGCCAUGGAAGGGCGUUCUGAUGGUUGGCCCGCCUGGUACUGGGAAAACAAUGCUAGCUAAAGCAGUGGCCAGUGAAUGUGGGACUACAUUCUUUAAUGUUUCAUCAUCAAGUCUUACCUCCAAGUAUCAUGGAGAGUCUGAAAAGUUAGUGCGACUACUUUUCGAAAUGGCUCGGUUCUAUGCUCCAAGUACCAUCUUCGUUGAUGAAAUUGAUUCAAUCUGCUCCAAACGAGGCUCUGACUCCGAACAUGAAGCUAGUCGGAGAGUCAAGUCAGAACUGUUGGUGCAGAUGGAUGGUGUUGGUGGUGUUUGUGGUGAGGAUCCCUCCAAGACGGUGAUGGUACUAGCCGCAACCAACUUCCCCUGGGACCUGGACGAAGCAUUGAGGAGGAGGCUGGAGAAGAGGAUAUACAUUCCACUUCCUACAGCUGAAGGUCGUGUCGAGCUGUUGAAGAUUAACCUGAGGGAGGUAGAGGUGGCUGAGGAUGCUAAUUUGCCCGGCGUAGCUGCAAAACUGGACGGCUACUCUGGUGCUGACAUUACGAAUGUGUGCAGAGAUGCUGCGAUGAUGUCAUUCCGAAGAAGAAUUGAAGGACUGCGACCAGAACAGAUUCGAAACAUUCCGAAAGAUGAGCUGAUCCAGCCGACUACAAUGGAAGACUUCGAGAACGCAAUUCAUAGAGUCAACAAGAGUGUUUCUAAAGAAGACCUGGAGCGAUACGAAAAGUGGAUGAAAGAAUUUGGAUCUGUGUAAAAUAGAAGUCUUCAGUGGUUGACUGUCUUAAGGCUGUAUCAACAACAAACACUAUUUACUUGUAUACUCACCAUCAAAAGAAACACAAACUGUAGGAACAUGUAGAGAAGUAUGUGAGUUAAGAAGAGAUGUUUCCAACAUGUAACAAUUAUUGACAGAAAUAACAGUCAGUCAAAUGUUACCAGAGAGUGUCGGUAUUCUUAUCACAAUAUGCUGCUUGUGAUUUCCAGACUUUACAAGCUAAUCCUGCACGAGACAAAUGAUGCAUCUCGAGUCAUGGAUCUAUGACAUCAUAUGUGAUGCAUUAAUGAGCAUCAGUUCACACAACAGACAGUUUGUUUGUGCAUCGAACCAAUCUAAUCCCUCUUGAAUAUGAGUAAUUUUUCAUAUAAUAACCAACAUGUCUGGUAUUUGUGUUUCUUUUGGUAGUGAGUAUAGAUACCAUGUAAAAUAAUAUGAAAGCAGAUAUAUGGAUUAUUUUUGUGUUAAUGGUAAAAGUGUUUGCUGUCUCCCUGAAGAUUGUGGUUUGAUUUCACAUACUGUACAGUUUUUGAAGCAGACACUAGUGUACCUCUAUAGAAGUGCAUUAAGACACAAGUGUCAAUAGCACAUUCCCAGUCAAGAUCUGUCACACAGGAGUUUUGGUCAGGACACAUUCUUGUGAUCUGCCAUGUCUGUAAUCUUGCAAUGCUCAAAGGUUUUUGUCACAUGUAUGGAUACCUACAUGUAAUACGGUAUCUUCGUAUCAAUCAUCAUUCACACAAAAUGGGUUUUACCUUGAAAAGUCAAGCAACAUCCAUUCUUUCUUUAAGUGAGUGAGUGAGUAUGGUUUUACACCGCUUUUUUUUAGCAAUAUUCCAGCAAUAUCACGGCGGGGGACACCAGAAAUUGGCUUCACACAUUGUACCCAUGUCGGGAAUCGAACCCGGGUCUUCGGCGUGACGAGCGUACUCUUUAACCACUAGGCUACCCGACCGCCCCUCUUUCUUUAAGAAAUGAUAUUCAUUAAGGAGACAAUUCAUGAUUGAGAUGUUUGAAUUUAUUGGCAUGAAGCAGGAGCAUGCUUUCUGUCUGUUGCAUAGUUUGCUCCAUAGUUUCUGGUUAUGGAUUUGGUUCAGGGUGAACAUGGUGUCAAACUCUAUCCACGAUUAUUCAGUUUAUUAUGAUAAUAGGAAUCCAUUUGAUUGUGAUAGAUACCCGGGACCAGUUUCCUACCAAACCUUGAUUCCUGUGACAUGAUGCACUCAUGAGGGAGACAAAUUCUUUUCUCAUUGAAAAGAGAUGGAGAUGGUUACAUCUUUUCAGAAACGCAACUUUUGUUAUGAAUGGGUCCAGGGUAUUCAUCAUAAUAACAUGGAGUGUUUGUUUGUUGUUUAAUGCCUCACUCACCAAUAUUCCAGGUAUAUGGUGGUGUUCUGUAAACAAUUGAGUCUGGACCAGACAAUCCAGUGAUUGCCAAUAUUAGCACAUCAAUCAAGUCAGCGAGCCUGACCACCCGAUACCAUUAGAAUGCUUCUUACAGCAAGCAUGGGUUGCUGAAGACUAAUUCUAACCUGGAUCUAUAUGUAUAGGCUGUGUGAUUGAGCUUGACAAGUCUGAUCACACAGGUCACAUUUCAAGUAUUUCUAGCAGGAAGUACAGUGCUUCAAAGAAAGCAUGUUGCUAUAUGUCUUGGCCCCUAAGCCAUGGUGAACAUAUGGUCUGUCAGCACCUGUGCUUGCCGGCUUCAUCGAAGCUGUAAAUGUCUACCACUUGUGUACUCACACAUGUAGCUGACACACUUUGCUACUUCUGUAAUAUUGAUUAAAUCAGCCUCAAACCCAAUUACUCACCAUAGGAAUGCCUUAUCUGCGUAUGCACCAAAUUACGCCAAUAUAUAUUUGAAGACGAAGAAAUGGCAGUUGUUGUAAAAUUACUCUUUUGUGGGAAUGCUUGAUGUAAAUAUUGUUAAAUCUUUCUAGAUACUUUCAGCAGAUAUGGCAUUAAAACCUUGGCUUGAUGACAAAACAAGACAUGUUUAUAUGAAAUAUAUUAUAUUUGUAUAUUGGCUAGUUUCUUUAUGAAUCCUCACAAAUAUUAUGGUCAUUGACUGAUAAUACUGCUGUAUCUGAUAAAUUAAACACUGUCACAGAA